UCUAUUGUAAACAACUAAUUGACUCUACUCGACACUGUGAUCCAAUACGAAACAGAUCCUAGAUCUAGAUCUACGCUGCCUAGAAUCUAGAUCUAGAGUCUAGAGUGUAGCUUAAAUUAAAAUGUCGGAUACUACUGAACCUGUUUAUGCUUUAAGUGAGCCAAAGAACAAAGUGGGAUAUGUUAAAAUCAAAGUGCAUUUGAAAGGCUUGGAGGUGUCCUCUAUAGAAAAUGCCUUAUCAAAAGCUAAAGCCAAGAAUGCAGAUGUAAAGAUAACUUUUGGCGACAGUAAUUUUGAUCUCACAGUAAGCCCUCACUUGGAGGAUAAGAAGAUGAACGGUGCCCACUAUUCUUUGGUAAUUGAAAAACUUCCUUAUGAAAUAGACCCAAACAAAAGCCACUUUCAAGUAAAAAAUGACUGGAUUCGAGUUUUUCUGAAGAAAAAAGAUGUUUCUAUAUCAUGGGAGUAUGAAAUCAGAACAGGUCAGAUAGCCUCGACAGGCUAAAAUAAAGUUUCCCUUUCAGACCUAUAGAGCAGAUGAUGUUAAGAAACAGAUGACCUCGACAGGCUAGGGGGAAACUAAAUAUACCAGUGAAUCUUUUGAUAAUGAAAACCAAUGUCAGACUGCUUAAAUAAACACCUGAUAAUGGUACCAUUUCCGAUUUUAGAAAUCACUGCACUUUUUCUGUCUAUUACUGUAACAUUUGAGCAUUUAAAUAGGCCCAAUAGCUCUUUACAUUAAAUUGCAUUGUAUAUAGGCUAUGUGUGUUGCCAACUAAAAUUUUUGAAGUUUUACCUCGUCAUUUAUAGGCCUACUUUAGCAUUUUUUUUAUAUGAGCAUCCACAAGUUUUUGAAAUAAUAAAAUUGACUCAAAUUUUGACAUAUUAUGAUUUUAAUCAUAGUAUUAAUACUCUUGUUUAUGCCAAUCUACACUUUUUAAAAAUGUAUUAAAUUUAUUUCACUUCUUGUUUUCACUCACCCAUUUGUAGAAUGUAAUUUUUUCUUUAUCCAGCAGAAAAUUUAUGUAAUAUUUUUUUUACGUCUAUCUAAAAUUACUACUUAAAAAAAUGUGUGUAUAUUUUUGCUUUAUAGUAUAAUUGUUUUAGUUUAAAAGCUUGCUUACAAAUUGAAAUUGUGAAUAAUAAAUUAAAGGAUGGCUGCCUGGUUGUUUGCUUAACUAUUUUGUAAAAUCUUCUACAUAUUUCAGAUGUUCCUUCAUAGUUUAGGAUAAUCUACAUCCUAGACCCCACCCCCACCGCCCCUCAAAGGACUACAGGGCAGUGGGCAGGGUAUAAACAGGACCAUCGAGACAGGCUUGACUGUUUCUCAGUCUCGAUGGUCCUGUAGUCCUUGGGGGCUGUGUGUGUUUGGCUAGGAUGUAGAUUAUCCUCAACUAUGUAGAAGAUUUUACAAAAUAGUAAAGCAUACUAUUAAACAUUGUGCGAUAAACUAAAUGUAGCUGUUGGAUAUUCACUCCUAGUGCGCCCUGAAAAGUUAUCUAACAUGGAAGCUAUUUUUAAAUGAACUCUUCAAUAUAUUUAUCAAUCUUCAUCGUGGGUACCAGUUCAGUCACAGAAUCAAUUAGUAUUUUUACACAUAUCUUUUUCAAAUCUUGAGGUUUCUUUUUGUUGCCAUUUCAAAUUUGUUUAUUUAUUCAAUUGAUAUAUUUUUUUUUUUUUUUUUUUUUUACAUUUGAGUCUGUUGUUCAUUUUUUCUUGAAACUAUUAUUGUAUAUUUAUUUUAAAAUUUUAUUCUGUGUUUAGUUAAAAUAACUUUUUGCAUACUUAGUCUAAUACAUUGCUAGAAAAAUGUUCACUAUUUUUCUUUAUAGUUAGAUCUUUAGACAAUCGCAAUAUACCUUAACAUUAUUUGUCCGGUGGAUCUAAGUUUACAUAAUAUAAUUAUAAUAUAAUUAUAUUUUA
Molecule: messenger RNA, 1923 nt
Organism: Biomphalaria glabrata
Lineage: Eukaryota; Metazoa; Mollusca; Gastropoda; Planorbidae
Exons: 4
Coding region: 122-505 (127 amino acids)
Source: RefSeq, a predicted model, not a curated record